CUUCCAGCGAUGGCGUCUGCUGAUCUGAGACAGGAGCUGGACUGUUCCAUCUGCCUGAGCAUUUAUACGGAUCCUGUAACCCUGAGAUGUGGCCACAACUUCUGCCGGGUCUGUAUUGAUCGUGUGCUGGAUACACAGGAGGGGGCUGGAGCUUAUACCUGUCCUGACUGCAGAGCAGAGUGUCAGGAGCGUCCUGUACUGCAGAGGAACAUAACGCUGUGUAACAUAGUGGGGAGUUUCCUGUCUACUCGGCCAGAUCAGCAGGAGACUGGGAUCUUCUGCACUUACUGUGUGGACUCUCCUGUACCUGCUGCUAAAUCCUGUCUGCUGUGUGAGGCUUCUCUGUGUGAUAAUCACCUGAGAGUACACAGCAAGUCAGCAGCACACGUCUUAUGUGAUCCCACCACUGCCCUGGGGAACAGGAAAUGCUCCGUCCAUAAGAAGGUCCUGGAGUAUUACUGCACUGAGGACGCUGUCUGUGUUUGUGUGUCCUGCAGUUUGGCUGGAGAACAUCGGGGACACCAUGUGGAGAUGCUGGAUGAGACCUUUGAGAAGAAGAAGGAGAAGCUGAAAGAUGUUCUGCAGAAACUGACCACAAAGAGAGCGGACACUGAGAAAAGAGUCCAGAGUCUGCAGGAGCGCAGGAGGGAAGAUCAGGAAAAAGCAGCUGGUGUAACAGAGACAGUCACUGCCCUGUUUAGAGACAUCAGGAGACAGCUGGAAGACCUGGAGAAGAGAGUCCUGAGUGAGAUCUCCAGACAGGAACAGCGCGUUUCACUCUCAGUCUCUGAUCUGAUCCAGCAGCUGGAAAUAAAGAGGGACGAGCUGUCCGGGAAGAUGUGUCACAUUGAGGAGCUGUGUAACAUGUCUGACCCAGUGACUGUCUUACAGGAACCAGACACAGGGGACUUGUGUGAUACUGAGGACACAGAGAGACAUGAUACCCAGGUCCAUGGUGCAGGAGAUCUGGAUGUGGGUCUCAUCUCAGGGACAUUACACACAUUAUCUGAUAUAAUAACAGGUAUAAAUACAGGGAUCUAUAAACAGGAAGCUACAGACCUAUUACUGGAUGUGACCACAGCUGGUAAUUAUAUACAGAUAUCAGGUGACAGGAAAACUGCAUCCAGGUCACCAAACCAGAAUCGCCCAGUAACACCAGAGAGAUUUCAGUGUAAUCAGGUAAUAAGCACCAGGGGAUUCUCCUCAGGGCGACAUUACUGGGAGGUGGAUGUCAGUAAGUCAGUGAUGUGGGCAGUGGGGAUGUGUUAUCCCAGUAUAGACAGGGGAGGAAAGAAGUCAUACAUUGGAUAUAAUAUCAAGUCCUGGUGUUUGUGGAGGAAGAGGUACAGUAAUCGGUACGUAGUGAUGCAUGACAGUACAGAGAUCUGGGUAGCUGACAAUAUACCCUGUGACAGAGUGAGGGUGUAUCUGGAUUAUGAGGCAGGACAGCUGUCCUUUUAUUCUCUGUGUGACCCCAUCAGACACUUACACACCUACACUGCCGCCCUCACUGAGCCCCUCCAUGCUGUAUUAUGGGUAGGGGUCGGGUGUUUAACUAUAUGUGGAGUAGUCGGGAGUUGGGAGAAAUUACCAUAAGAAAUCUGCCCAGAGACUAGUGACAUCACAGGUAUGAGGAAUGUGAUUGGGGGAACAUUCAGCCAAUAGAAUGAAGCACUGGGUGGAGCUACAGAUGAGCCCCUCCCCCUGUGUACCCAUGUGACCAGUGUGUGGAUGUGUUCACAUGUUGGUGUGCUAUGCUGGGUACACACUGACAGACAUAUCACCCACCCAGCUGUGAUGUCAGCACCGACAUAUCUAACGGCCAAUUGGUCAGUCCGUAUACUGUAGCUUACCUCAUCCACUGCGCUGUCGGUGCGAUGGUGUGUCGGCAGACAUGUCGUUGAGGUGUGUAACCAGUCUUAGAGACUGUCAUUAUAAAUACAGUAUAUACAUAUACAACUCUGUGGGAUUUCUCCGUCUUUGAUUCACUGACAGCUGUGAUUGGCUGCAAUAUCUGUCUGUCAGCCAGUGUGUACCCUAUCAAUGUAAUCAGUGCUACGCUUGCUCCUAUUGGCUGUGAAAUAUA
Molecule: messenger RNA, 2086 nt
Organism: Pseudophryne corroboree (corroboree frog)
Lineage: Eukaryota; Metazoa; Chordata; Amphibia; Anura; Myobatrachidae
Product: E3 ubiquitin/ISG15 ligase TRIM25-like
Exons: 1
Coding region: 10-1596 (528 amino acids)
Molecular function (GO): zinc ion binding; protein binding
Source: RefSeq, a predicted model, not a curated record